GUUUCUUUGCAAUUACAAUUACAAUUCUCUCUAUAGUUUUCGCACUGUUAAAAUUUCUCUCUCCUUUUCCCCAAAAUUGACAUCCAAUACAUACUUUUUCAACUGUUUACCUUUUUGCUCAUUUGCCAAUUGCAAUCCUAUCCUUCACCCUUUGUUUGGAUUAGAGAGGGGGGAAAAAGAAAAAAAGAAAAAGUGAGAAAAAGACAAGAACACAAUGCUGGUGUCUGGUGAAGCAGCAGAAGCCUCUCCCAAUGGAGGACAUGAAUGCUCCAAACACUACUUACCUAGGGAUCUCAACUUUCACUCUUCUUCUUCUUCUUCUCCAAUCACCCUCAAGUUCUUGGAUGUUUCUUACAGAGUCAAGUUGCAUGACACUACUGCCAAGUCAAGAACCAGCACCAUAAGAAACAUGUUUGGCGGCAGCCCGACGCCAUCGUCGGACGUUGAGAAUCCGGCGUCGGCUGUUCACCGCCAUCAAGAACGGACGAUUUUGAAUGGCAUCACUGGCAUGGCGGCGCCGGGGCAAAUCCUAGCCAUCUUGGGGCCUUCCGGCAGCGGCAAAUCAACUCUGCUUAACGCGCUUGCUGGUCGACUUCACCAUGGGCAUGGCCUGACCGGAACAGUCCUCUUCAACAACCGGAAACUAACAAAACAUGUCCUGAAAAGAACCGGUUUUGUCGCACAAGAUGAUGUCUUGUACCCGCAUCUGACAGUCCAAGAAACCCUGGUCUUCUGUUCACUGCUCAGGCUCCCAAGUUCCAUGGCCAAAAACGACAAGAUCGCCGUCGCAGAGUCGGUGAUAUCUGAACUGGGUUUGUCCAAAUGCAAAGACACAAUCAUCGGGAACAGUUUCAUACGUGGGGUCUCCGGCGGCGAGAGAAAAAGAGUGAGCAUAGCACAUGAGAUGUUAGUAGACCCGAGUUUGUUGAUCUUGGACGAGCCCACUUCGGGGCUGGACGCCACGGCGGCGUACAGACUGGUGCCGGUGCAUCAGCCAUCGAGCCGUGUUUACCAGAUGUUCGAUGGACUGCUGGUGCUGUCGGAAGGGAGAUGCAUAUACUUCGGCAAAGGGUGUGAGGCGAUGGGGUACUUUGAGAGCGUGGGGUUCUCGCCCAGCUUUCCCAUGAAUCCUGCUGAUUUCUUGCUUGAUCUCGCUAACGGGGUAUGCCAGCUUGACGGUUCAAGUGAGAGAGAGAGGCCGAAUGUGAGGCAAGCCCUUGUAUCGUCUUACAAUAAUUUAUUGGCACCAAAGGUGAAAGCAGCUUGCAUGGAGACCCCAACUCUGGUGGCAAGAGAUAGGACGGUUGCUGGAGAUCCUAUUACAAAAGAUUACACCUGCACCAGUUGUUUUUCCACUUGGUUCAAUCAAUUCAGCAUUCUGAUCCAAAGAAACCUCAAAGAGAAAAAGCACGAGACGUUCAACUCCUUGAGGGUUUUUCAAGUUAUAGCAGCCUCAUUACUAGCCGGUUUCAUGUGGUGGCAUUCAGAGUAUCGAGAUGUGCAGGACCGCCUUGGCCUUCUUUUCUUUAUCUCCAUCUUCUGGGGAGUCUUUCCCUCUUUUAAUGCGGUAUUCACCUUUCCUCAAGAACGAGCCAUUUUCAUGAAGGAAAGGGCGUCUGGUAUGUACACGCUGUCGUCCUACUUCAUGGCACGAAUCACGGGAGACCUGCCGAUGGAACUUGUCCUCCCGACAUUGUUCUUGUCGAUAACAUAUUGGAUGACAGGGCUUAAACCAGAACUCUCUGCUUUUGUCCUCACACUGAUUGUCGUGCUUGGUUACGUCCUUGUUUCUCAAGGGCUUGGCCUCGCCCUUGGUGCUUUGAUCAUGGAUGCCAAGCAGGCAUCUACUGUGGUAACUGUCACAAUGCUGGCGUUUGUUUUGACAGGAGGCUACUAUGUGCACAAGGUACCGUCUUUCAUGUCAUGGAUAAAGUAUGUUUCUACCACAUUUUACAGCUACAGGCUUCUCAUUGAUGUCCAAUACGGAGAAGGGGAAGGUAUUUCUUCGUUGCUUGGUUGCUCGGGUGGAGGACGGGAUAGGGCCACCUGCAAAUUCAUUGAUGAAGAUAUUCGUGGUCAAAUCCACCCAGCAAUGAGUGUGGGCAUAAUGUUGAUCAUGUUUGCAGGAUACAGAUUGCUGGCCUAUAUCGCCCUUAGGCGGAUUAGAGCUUGAGAGAAGGUUCCCUAUGUUAGAAGAAUCCUAAUGUAACAUCAGAUGACGGUAAGGAGGAGGAAUCACUGAGUCUGCUGAAAGAGCUUUGGAGAGUGAAGUUUAAUAUCACUGAGUUUGCCUGUGGGCUUCGAGCUAACUGUAUGAAGGAAUUUAGGAGAAGUAUUAGUCUGGAUCAGGAGCUAUAGAGAAUUGUACGAGAGUGACUCUUCUCAAUGUUAUGGGGCUAAACUGGGAAGCUAUAGCCCUUUAAUGUUAAUCAAGUAAAUACACUGCAAAAUCUAUGUUUUCUUCUCUUCAUAAUUGAGGUAGAUUGUAACUUAGCCUCGAGCAGCUUGAAUUUCUUCUGGCUUAAAUUUUUACUGUUAGUCAAGACGUCAAACCUUAUGCUCAAGAACCUAAACCGUAUGCUGGACUUACCAAUAAAUGAACUUACAAAAUUAGAUAGAUAGAGAGAGAGAGAGAGAGAGCUUGAUCUUUGACACUUUAAUAAGUGAUAUACUCGAACCCCAUCAUGUUGGAAAAUUGUAUUUUGAAUCUAGAAGAAUGUAAUCAGAACUUGGACCGAUCCUUGGCAA
Molecule: messenger RNA, 2748 nt
Organism: Sesamum indicum (sesame)
Lineage: Eukaryota; Viridiplantae; Streptophyta; Magnoliopsida; Lamiales; Pedaliaceae
Product: ABC transporter G family member 25
Biological process (GO): transmembrane transport
Cellular component (GO): plasma membrane
Molecular function (GO): ATP hydrolysis activity; ATP binding; ABC-type transporter activity
Source: RefSeq, a predicted model, not a curated record